This is a messenger RNA of Caenorhabditis briggsae, 1719 nucleotides long. It is a transcript of the gene Cbr-ran-3, whose product is annotated as Protein CBR-RAN-3. Lineage: Eukaryota; Metazoa; Nematoda; Chromadorea; Rhabditida; Rhabditidae. Gene Ontology annotation, cellular component: cytoplasm. The coding region runs from base 1 to 1719 and encodes 572 amino acids. The record is from RefSeq and is a predicted model, not a curated record. Gene Ontology annotation, molecular function: guanyl-nucleotide exchange factor activity. The transcript is spliced from 5 exons.
AUGACUUCUGUCGAGAGAAUGGACACCUCAGAGGUUGAAGUCCCAAACGAUCGUGAAAUCGAAAAAAUCACCGAGCAAGAUUUACAGCAAGACGAUGCGACUCCAAGAGAAGAUCAACCGGAAACCAGCUCGUCGAGAGCCAAAGCGCCCGUCGAGGAAGAGGUAGCUGAGCAAGUAGAACUUGCUGACUUAGAAGCGGAGGCCACCGAUUCGAUCGUUGACAAUGUACCGAAAACGCCACGGCGAGCUGGCCGCCCCAAGAAGUUGUCAUCCGCCUCGGCUACAGCCGUUGCAGAAACCGCUGUCACACCAGGAAAACGUGGAAGAAAACGUAAGGGUAGCGAGUCAGCUAACACCACCGUUAACUCCACUUUGAAUGAGCCAAAGACGCCAGGACGUAAACAAGCAAAGCUCGCAGUAGCUCUGCUCACCUACCAGCAAUUCGCGCCGUCUGUAAUCGGAGAUCGUGUAUUGUCAUGUGGAGAAGGAGAAGCGCUCGGACAUCCAGGACGUACCACAACCAAAAAGCCACGUAAAGUCGACAUCUUCGAAGAGGAAGGGCUGAAAAUGCUUCAAGUCGUUGCCGGUGGAGUUCACUCAGCUGUCCUCACUUCCGAAGGACAAGUCUUCAUGUGCGGUAUCAACGAGAAGGGCACCGUUCCAGCGGAAGGAGUUGAAAUGGAGGGAAGUACCGACGAAUUCACAAAGGUCCCAUUCUCAGACGAGAUUCAAGAGGAGGGAAAAAUCAUCAUGUUGGCUGCUGGCGCCUCUUUCACCGCCGGACUGACUGAUCAAGGAUCCGUGAUCGCUUGGGGAAAUCUUCGCAAUUCCAACGGAAACGUCGAUGUUCAUCCACUUCUCCACAAGAUGCAGGAGAAGCCUGUCGUCAUUGUUCAUCAGGCGAAACGCAAGAUUGUGAAAAUCGCCGCUGGAGAGAAUCACCUCGUGAUGCUCGACGAGAAGGGAUGCAUUCUCACUUUCGGAGAUGGUGAGAUGGGCCAACUCGGACGAAGUAGCCGUACUAAAACCAUCCGAUCUAAGUUCAUGUGCGACGAGUCAGGUGACCAUCUUGUCGUUCCAUUGAGAUUCAAGAACAAAGGAAAGUUCUACGAUGUUGUUGCGAAAAACGUCUUUGCCAGUGGAUUCUGGACUAUCGUUCAUGGAGAAGAUGGGAAGUACUACGCUUUCGGACUCAACAACUACGCACAGCUUGGAAUCAAAGUCGACGAGGCCGAUGUUGGACAAGACGGUCAGGAUAACCGCGAGCUUCGUGUCUUCCUCCCUGCUGAAGCACCGGCGUUCGGAGCCGAGCAGACAUUUGUCAACAUCGAAGGAGUUCAACACGUCGUGCUUCUCGAUAACGAAGGAAAGGUUUUCGCCAUGGGCAAGAACACCGACAACGCGCUUGGACUCGGAAACUGGACCGGAAAGGACGAUCAACAGCACUGGCUCUAUGACUCUCUUCAACAAGUCGAGUUCGACUCGAAGAUCGUCGGAGUGUCUGCCAAGUUGGCUACUUCUAUUGCUUGGUCCGAAGAUGGAACCGCAUAUGCAUGGGGAUUCGAUACCACCGGACAGUUGGGUCUUGGAUUGAAGGAUGACGACGAAAAGAUGGUUGGAAAGCCAGAAGAGAUCAGCUCCGCUCAUCUUGAAGACCAUUCCAUCAUCGGCGCUUCGAUUUCCGACCAACACACCCUGAUUCUCGCCAAGAAGAACUAA